CCCAGGCCACGCCCACCUGUCGUGGCCACCCCCACCUUGACACUUUGUGAGUUUGGGGAUUGUUGCGUUUGCUCCCCAGACUCAAAAAGGGCUCCCCUGUUCAGUUAGUUGCCAGUUUUCCUCGCCCAGGUCUGGAAAAAUGACGGCGUCUUCCGCGCCGAGCAAGGAGCCGUCGGUCCGGCGCGAGAGUCCGCUUCCUUCACGGUGGCGCGUGCUUGGGACGCUCCUGGUGACUGUGGGGUUCCUGCUGUUCACUUUCUCGGAUGCCUGUGGUCCACCACCAAAAUUUGAGGCUAUGGAGAUGGUUGGUAAACAAAAGCCCUCUUAUUCUCCUGGAGAUCAGGUAAAUUACAAGUGUAAACAAGGAUGGGAACAUGCAUAUACGUUUACCACAACUACAUAUUGUGAACUGAACAACUCAUGGCUUCCUAUCACUGAUUGGGCUUGUGAAAAGCUAAAAUGCCCCAAACUGCCAACCAUCCCACACUGCAGAGAACACCUUGUAAAUGGAACUAUCGCGUGGGGCCAUCAGGUUCACUUUGUGUGUGACGAGGGUUAUUACCUAGUUGGUAGAAAAUUUAUACUCUGUCAGCUUAAAGGAGCAAGGACAUUCUGGAGCCAUGCUGUCCCACGAUGUGAAAAGAUUUUGUGUUCACCACCUCCAAAAAUAAAAAAUGGAAAAUACACCUUUAGUGAUGUAGAUAUAUUUGAGUAUGCUGAGUCAGUAACUUAUAGCUGUGAUCCUUCUCAUGGGGAAGAUGAAUUCUCACUCGUUGGAGAAAAAUCGCUGUAUUGUGUCGCCAAUGGAGUGUGGAGCAGCAGUCCUCCCGAAUGCAGAGUGGUCAAGUGUUUAUAUCCAGAAUUAAAAAAUGGAAGACAGAUAACAGGAUUUAGGAAGAAAUAUUACUACCAAGCAACAGUUAUGUUUGAAUGCAACCUGGGCUAUCAUGUUCGAGGCAGUGACACUGUUGUCUGUAACAGCAAUAGCACCUGGGAGCCCCCGAUUCCAACAUGUGUGAAAGGUGUAUGACAUAAAAUUUAGAGAACUCUGCUGUUGUGAUUUUGUAAGUUUUUCCACAUUAUGUGCUUCAUGUGGGUAUGUAAGUUUCUCAUUUAAUAAUUUUACCUCUAAAAAGUGGAUUAUAACAUUUUCAGAGUAAAUUGAAGCAUGAGCACUUUCAUCUAAGUAAGUCAAAAAUGCAAAGUGUAGUUCAUGUGAGUGAAAUGUGAACAUUAACCCCCAAGUGGUUGAUCCAGUCUACAGUAUUUUCUUUCCUAGUGGUGAUCCUUCCCAGUACAAAACCUCUCCAUUCCACUGCCUCAGGUUUAGUAAUUCCUGCUUGUAUUUUUCAACAAUCCUUUUAAUUCCUGGGGAUUUUUUCACACAUCCCAUAAGUUUAUGGUGAUGUCCACCCAUUUCAUUGUUAGGAAUGAAAGAGGAAGGAUAUUUUUUUUUUACAGCCAUUUUAGCUGCUAUUCAUAGUGAUCCUGGAAGUUUAUCUGCCAUCAUCCAGAGAUGAAUAGGAAUGUGAACUUGGGAAGGUUAUGUAAAUUUUAAGUGUGUUUACUCAUGUAAAAUGAUUUGGUACCUUUUUCACUAGGUGAUAGUAAGGUUUAAGCAGGAUGCAUUUAAAGUGUUGAGCACAGUGCCUGGUAGGUAGGGACCUCUUAAAGGUAGCGAAUAUAUUAGCUCAUGUCCCUACUGAGUUAAUAUCAAUAAAGAGGAGGACCUACAGCAUCGUUUUUUUAGUAGAAAGCUUUUAUUUAAUAAAUAUAAAUUUCAUAAGUACAACUUUUGGAUUAUAGCGUUCUUCCCCCCCCCCAAGCCCGCCCUCCCACCCCCAAACCAUCCUACCUCCUACUCCCUCACCCAUCCCAUUCUUCAUUAAGAUUCAUUUUUAAUUAUCUUUAUAUACAGAAGAUUAACUCUAUACUAAGUAAAGAUUUCAAGUUUGCACCCACACAGACACACAAAGUAUAAAGUACCAUUUGAAGACUGGUUGUACUGUUAUUUCUCAUAGUACAACACAUUAAGGACAGAGGUCCACUACCUGGGGAGCAAGUGCACAGUGACUCCUGCCAUGGCCUCUCUUUGUUAAUAUGUGUUUACUGCUUCCUCAACUUUGCUAUUUUACUCUUUUUUGCAUAGAUCUGUUGACAGCUGACCUGGGGAUCUUCCCAGGCAGGACUAUGUCCCAUUUCCUGGAAUGUCCUAGUUUCUUUUAUGCGGUGCAUUUAAACUGGGAAAUUGCUUUCUCCUAAGAGAUCCGUCUCUGUACCUCCUCCCUGGCCCUUUUCUCCACCUCAUAUAAUUGUUGUUUUAUCUCUUUAUGGAGCAGCUUUAUUUGAAGGAACAGUCCUUACUUAUGAAAAGGAAAGGACUUGCAGGUGCUACUAAUCAACUGUUGAGCUUCAAGCUGGAGAGUUUUUUUCCAGUAUGAAGGAAGGAAUUAUCUUCCUGACUUCGGUGCUGCUGUCUCUGGUUCCACUUUGGUUGCAGCAGAAGAGGCAAAAGGAAUGGUGGGAAGAGCCUUAGCCUGGGCACACAGGUUCCUAGUUGGACUCUACUUGACUCAACUACCAUCAUUUCAAUGGGCUUUACUUUUCCUGUGGUUAAAUAAGGGUUUUGAAGUCAAAUAAUUCUCAACUAUUGUGUCCUAAUUUGUUUCUACAAAGAGACUUUGAAAAGGUCAUGGAAAAUGAAAUUCAAAGAUCUUGAUGCAAAAAAUUGGAAAACCAUGUGUAGUUUUUUCAGAGUACACAUGUUCCAUUAACUUUUUGCAGACUCAUUGUAUGAAUAUACUUUCUAUUUCUAAUAUUUUAGAUUGGAGGGGAAUUGCACAUGUAACAUAAUGAUCAGAAUAUCUCUUUAAAAUUUUAUAAGAAUUUGGUGCCUGUUAGCCUCUUUGAGUACCUAAUUAAGGUACUCAGAGUUCUAAGGGGUUUAGGGUAGGGAGGUGAUGAUUUUUUGGUGGACUGAGAUUAUAUGUGAGGUUUAUACUCUUUGAAUCAAUCAUCUGUGUUUGCUUAUGUGUUCUGAGUGGGUAUAUGGUAUAUUACAUUUGUUGAUAACUCUCUGUCCAAAGAGUUGACCAUAACUAUUUCAUAAAGAAUUUGUAAAACAGUGAUUUAGCUGAGUGCUUAAAGGUGAAGAGGGAAUCAAAUGAGAAAAACAUUAUAAAGAAGAGAAACCACAGGAAUUUAUUUUUUAAAAAACUCAAAAAUUCCUGAGGAUUGUCAAUCACUUUUUGCCAUCACUAGCAAAAGACUGUGUCAAAAGUAUCCAUAGCAAUAUGUAAUGGUGUUAACAUAGAUCUAAGUUUGUUAAUAUGAAAGAAAAGUCCAAGAAAUACCAAGCAGAAUGAGUAACAUGUAAAUUAUAUAGUAUGAUACUACUAGGAUUCUUGUUUAUUUUAAAAAUGUGUUUUCCCCAAACACAUUACUUAUAUGAUUUAUUAUUAUCUAACUUCCAGGAUUUCCAUCCUAAAAUACAAAUGAGUAUUUUGUGCAUAUAUGCAUACACACUUGUGCAAAUAUACAUACAAGUUAAAUUCCCAGAACUGUAACAUUCAUAAAAUAUGUAUUUUUCAUUUUGAUAAAUAAUCUUUUUUAAAUCAAUUAUCAAAAUUAAAUCUUUAAUAAUAUAUUGAUAAGGCUAAUGAACUGAUAAAAUCAAAUUUGUCUUUCUAGGUCCUAGGCCUACUCAUCCAACCAAGCCUCCAGUUUAUAAUUAUCCAGGUUCAGUAACUCUUUAUCCUACUGAUAUUGUUAACUUCAUAGGGCAUGUAUUAAAAAUGAUGUUUUAACUUGGAUUUCUUUAAGCCUCAGUAAAGCCAACUUUUUUUGACCUGUAUUUAUUCUUUCAUGGCCUCUGCCCUAUUUUCUAUUAUAUUUCAAAAAUUAUUUUUGUGGCCAGUUUUGGAGAGCUUAUUAUAUAUUAAAUCUUUUUCUUUUCUUUUUUCUCUUUUUUUUUAACAGGCAGAGUGGACAGUGAGAGAGAGAGAGACAGAGAGAAAGGUCUUCCUUUGCCGUUGGUUCACCCUCCAAUGGCCACCACAGCUGGUGCACUGCGGCCGGCGCACCGUGCUGAUCCGAUGGCAGGAGCCAGGUACUUAUCCUGGUCUCCCAUGGGGUGCAGGGCCCAAGCACCUGGGCCAUCCUCCACUGCACUUCCCUGGCCACAGCAGAGAGCUGGCCUGGAAGAGGGGCAACCGGGACAGAAUCCGGCGCCCUGACCGGGACUAGAACCCAGUGUGCUGGUGCCGCAAGGUGGAGGAUUAGCCUACUGAGCCGCGGCGCCGGCCAUAUUGAAUCUUUUUCAUAUGAACAUUUUCUUCCUAGGGUUUUUUUGUUUGUUUGUAUUUACUAGUCAGUUUUAAGAAUUUUUUGUACAAUUGGACACAGAUUGUUUUUUAUAACUUUUACCAACAUGAGUAUCAUAUGAAUUGUUUUUGAAUAAUUUCAGACAUUACAAAAGUAUAGAGUAAGGAUUAUUUCUCUUUCAAGUUCGUUGAGUAAAUCAUUGCCAGUGGCUUAGGGUUUCCUUUUAUGUUUCUGUACAUCAGCAUCCUUUUAUGAGCAGUCAGACAUAUAGUCUGGUAUUUUUUCCUCCUCUUAAACAAAAAUAACAUUACCUACACUUUGCACUUUCUCCAUUUUGUGUCUUGGAUUGAGGUUCUGUUUAGAUUCCCAGGCUUUUGUAAUGGUGACUUGAAUAUGUGCCACAAUUCAACUACUCUACAAGUGGUCAUUUGUCGCUCCCCGUCUUCGUGGAGGAACGACACAGGACCCUGCGCUGUUCUUUUGUCUGCUCGGCCCUCUCCGGGUUUGCUGCUGGUUCUUCCCGGGUUGGCUACCGACCCUUCCACCUCCGUGGAAGGGCGGUUCCCCCGGUUCCCCCUAGCCACUUUCCCCGCUUCCGCGGGGGAGCGGCACACCGCUGGCCGGCUCUCUCGGGGGCUGCACAGGUGUUCCUUCAGAUAGAUGUUCCUGGUGCAUGUUGUCUCUCUCCUCCUUUAUAGUCCUCUUCCACCAAUCCCAACUCAGCUGCCCACACGCCGAGUACGCUGCUCUCCUCCAAUCAGGAACAGGUCCUGCUGUUUAUUGGUUGAACUGGAGGCAGCUGUAUAGAAGCUGUUUCCUCCUCUCCCAGCGCCAUAUUGUGGGAGAGCAGAUGCAUAAAAUAAGUCUUAAUUCCAGUAACUUAGUCUAGUCUGAGUUGCUCCCCACAGAUCCCCCUUUCUUUUUAUUUUUGGCGUUGAUACGCGCCUGUUUUCCGUGCCCCACAGCACACACUCUGCUCUGCUUGCUAGAGUUGCCCACAGGUGCUUACAAGCCCUACCAAUCAGGCAAACCAAAUCCGGGUCCUCUCUUCGCCAUGUUGUGAGGAGGUUUUUUGGCGCUGAUGCGUGCCUGUGUUCGGUGCCCUGCAGCGCAUGCUCUGCUCUGCUAGAACUACCUGCAGGUGCUUACAAGCCCUACCAAUCAGGCAAACCGAAUCCAAGCCCUCUCAUUGCCGUCUUGUGGGAGACUUAUUGGUGUUGAUAACGUGCCUGUCUUCGGUGACCUGCAGCCGCCCACAGGUACUUAUCGUCUUACUAAUCAGGCAGACCGAAUCCAAGCUCUCUCAUUGCCAUGUUGUGGGGAGGCCUUAUUUUUCUCUAUUUCUCUAUCUCCGGGCAUUCCUAUUUCUCCUAUUUUACUUCUAUCUGCCAGCAUUCCUAUUUCUCUCAUUUUACUUCUAUACUUCUAUUUCUCUUAUCCCCGCGGCUUCCCGGCGCCUGCCCUGAGGCUGCCUCUCGGCGCUUCACCCGCCGGCGGCUUCCCGGCUCUGCGCGCUCCGCAGUCUCCGCGCCCUUUGUGCCCUCACCACGGCCUUCACGCUAGCGUGCGCUCUCCCCGUUUGUGCCCCGCGUGCUCUCUCUGCACGCGGCGGCUUCUGCGAGUCACACAGCCCAGCUCACGUUUCCGCCACCGGCAUUCAGUCCAAGUUCCCCGGGCUAACCUGGCGAAUUCAACCUAGCUCACGUCUGCGCCCCCCGGUUUGGCUUGCCGUCUUUUGCUCCCUGGGCUAAUCUGACGGAUUCCAACCUGGCGGCCCACGUCUCUGCCUCUGGUUCCAGAUUUUUGCCUUUUGCUCCCCGGGCUGACUUGACAAUCCCAAGAUAGCUUACGUCUCCGCCUAGGCCUGCCCCCGCGGCUUCAUCCUCCCUAACAUAUUUUUCUCUACCCGGUAUGUUUCCUAACCUUUCUUCCAACAAUAUUCCCCUCUCAUUUCUCCUGGCUUCUCCCCACAGUCCGUAUCCGAGUCUAAGUUUCUUCUAGGUUUCACUUUCGCUUUCAACCUGCAGUCCGUAUCUGAGUCUAAGUUUCUUCUUGCUUUCACUUUAAAUCCUAACUUCUUUCCCACAGUCCGUAUCCGAGUCUAUGCCUAGGCUUUCAAUAGCUUCUUCCGGCACCUUUUCCGUCCGGCUUUUCCCUAGGCUCUUUGCUAGUCUCUCUCUCCGGUAUUUUCCCACUUCUUCCCACUUCUUCCCUCCUAGGUUUCCUAUCCGAGUCAUGGCACCAUUAUGUCGCUCCCCCUCUUCGCGAAGGAACGACACAGGACCCUACCUAGGCUUCAUAUCCGAGUCACGGCACCAUUAUGUUGCUCCCCCUCUUCACGAAGGAACGACACAGGACCCUGCCUAGGCUUCAUAUCCGAGUCACGGCACCAUUUGCUGCUCCUCCGCACGCGGAGGAGCCGCACCGGACCGGACGCUUGUUGUUCCCCUUUUUUACAAGUCCUUUCUAUAGUAAAGAAAGAAUAAGUAAACAGCGAACUCCCAAAGCAAGAAUGAGUAGAGAGAAAUGAGAAAGAACGAAGCAACGAACUUCCCCACGAACUCUCCACCGCACUCUCCAACCAACCCACACCACCAUGCCGUCUCUCUCCUCCUAUAUAGUCCUCUCCACCAAUCCGUGCUCUGCUACCCACACGCUGAGCACGCUGCUCUCCUCCAAUCAGGAGCAGCUCCUGCAGUUUGUCAAGUUGGUGAGAGGCAGCUGGGUAGAAGUUGUUUGCUCCUCUCCCAGCGCCAUAUUGUGGGAGAGCAGAUGUAUAGAAUAAGUCUUAAUUCCAGUAACAGUAUAGUCCGAGUUGCUCCCCACAGUCAUUGAUGUGUUCAGAAAUCUCAUACAAACAGGCAGGUGCAUGUGUCAACUUUUCCCCAAUGACUCUGAGUUUUGUGUAUUUCUCAUGAAACUUUACUUCUCCAGGCUGGAAUCGGGUAAAAAUUUCAACCAUGUGUUUUGACUUCAUGCUUUGCAUUGAGAUUAUUGCUACAUUUGAAAUUCACUGUGGUUUAUGGAGUGAGACAAGGUUCUCCCCACCCCACCCAAUAGGCAAGCAACAUUAUUGCCUCUCCCCAAAAGGUUUGAAGUGUUGCUCAUCAUACAUUGUCAUGAAGUGUUUUCAUUUCAGAGUUUGAUAGCUUUAGCUCCACCCCCUUUUUUUUCAGAGAGAGAGUUAUAGACAGAGAGAGAGACAGAGAGAAAGGUCUUCCUUCCGUUGGUUCAUCCCCCAAAUGGCCACUAUGACCGGCGUGCUGCGCUGAUCCGAAGCAAGGAGCCAGGUGCUUCCUCCUGGUCUCCCAUGUGGGUGCAGGGCCCAAGCACGUGGGCCAUCCUCCACUGCACUCCUGGACCAUAGCAGAGAGCUGGGCUGGAAAAAGAGCAACUGGGACAGAACCCGGUGCCCCGACUGGGACUAGAACUUGGGGUACUGGCGCCACAGGUGGAAGAUUAGCCUAGUGAGCCACGGCGCCGGCCAGCUUUAGCUCUUAAUUUACGUCUUUGGUCCAUCUGAAGUUAAGUAUAUGAGAACAGUACAACUUCAUUCUUUUGCCGUGUAUAUCCAAUCUUACCAAUACCAUUUGUUAAGGAGACUACUCUUUCUACAUUGACUGCUACUGGCACUCUUACUGAAAAUCAUUGAGCUAUUCAAUAGGGUUUAACUGCUAAGUUUUCUAUUCUACUCUGUUGGGCUCCAUGUCUAUCACUAUGUUGCUACCAUUCUUUCUUUUUAAGAUUUAUUUAUUUAUUUGAAAGGCAGAGUUACAGAGAGGCUGAAGCAGAGAGAGAGAGAGAGGUCUUCCAUCCACUGGUUCACUCCUCAGAUGGCCACAACAGCUGGAACCAAGCCGAUCCAAAGCCAGGUGUCAGGAGCUUCUUCUGGGUCUCCCAUGUGGGUAUAAGGGGUCAACCACUUGGGCCAUCUUCCACUGCUUUCCUAGGUGCAUUAACAGGAACUGUAUUGGAAGUGGAGCAGCCAGGAUUCAAACCAGCAAGCGUAUGGGAUGCCAGCACUGCAGACGGUGGCUUUACCAGCUAUGCCACAGCACCAGCUCCCACCAUUCUGUUUUGAUUAAUAUAGUUUUGUAGUAAUUUUUAAAAAAUAUUUAUUUAUUUAUUUUAAAAGAAUAAUGGAGAGAGAGAGCGAGAGAUCUUCCCUCCACUGGUUCACUCACCAGAUGACCAAAAUGUGGGUGGCAAAGACCCAAAUAUUUGGACCAUCUUGUGCUGCUUUCCCCAGGCCAUUAGCAGGGAGCUGGAUCAGAAAUGGAGCAGCUAGGACAGGAACCAGUGCCCAUAUGGGAUGCCAGUGCCACAGACAGUGGCUUCAUCCACUGCACCACAUCAUCCCCAUUUUGUAGUAAGUUUUGACAUCAAGAAGUUUUGACAUCAAGAGUCCUCUCAAUUUUGCCCUUCAUUUCUAGGCUUGUUUUGGCUAUUUGGGUUUCCUUGAGAUUUCAUAUGAAUUUGGGGAUGGAUUUUUCUGUUUUUGUAAAAAGUACCAUCAGGAUUUGGAUAGGGUUUACAUUGAGUCUGUAGAUUAUUUUGUGUAGUAUGGACAGCUUAAAAAUAUGAACACAGGAAGUCUUUCCAUUUAUUUAUGUCUUUAAUUUUUAUCAACAGUGUCUUGUAGUUUUCAGUGCACAAGUCUUUCACCUCUGUGGUUAAGUGUAUUCCCAAAAGCAAUAUUCUUUUUGAUACUAUUAUAAAUGGAAUUAUUGUCUUAACUUCCUUUUUUGAUCAUUCAUUGUUAGUGUACAGAACUAUAGCUGAUAUUUGUGUGUUGAUUUUGAAUCCUACAACUUUGCUGAAUUCAUUUAUUAGUUUUAAUAGGUGUUUGCAUGUGUGUGUAUGUGGACUCCUUCAGGUUUUCUACAUAAAAGAUCAUGUCAUCUGUGAACAGAGGUAAUUUUACUUCUUUCCCAAUUUGGAUCCCUUUUAUUUCUUUUUCUUGCCUAGUUGCUUUGGCUACAACUUCCAGUACUAUGCUGAACAAAAGUGGCAAACAUGGGUGCCCUGUCUUGCUCCUGACCUUCAGCUGUUUAUCACUGAGAAUGAUGUUAGCUGUGGGAUUUCCAUCUCUGGGCUUUAUUAUGUUGAGGAAGUUUCCUUCCGUUCCAGAUCACCUUCUAAACCAUUUAUUGAGCCUGCCUCUAUCUUUAAAUUUUAAUUAAAAUUGCCUUGAAUUCGCAGACUGAUUUUCAGGAAAUAUUAAAGAUAAAUUUGCAUGUUAUACCAUAAAAUAUAUAUAAUGAUGUUAAAUAUAAACAUAAAAUUUUAUGACACUACUUUAAAUGAGAAACAUUAAUAUGGUUUAUAAGAAAAUGAAAUUCUAAGAAGGUUUAUACCAGGCUAAAAAAAUCAACCUAUGAAUUUAAAGGAUUUUAAGCUUUAUUAUUUUAUUUUAUUAUUCAUGUGGUUUUACUGACCCCAUUUUCUUCUUUUCUUUCUCCCCCUAGGAUAUCCUGAACCCCGUGAAAUAUUUAACGAGGAUAUAGGUUACUGUUUUUGGUUACUAAUCCUGCAUUAUGAUAUGUUAGAGCAGGGGUGGGGAACUUUUUUUCUGCCAAGAGCCAUUUGGAUAUUUAUAACACCAUUUG
This is a messenger RNA of Oryctolagus cuniculus (rabbit), 9932 nucleotides long. NCBI's taxonomy places the organism in Eukaryota, Metazoa, Chordata, Mammalia, Lagomorpha, Leporidae. The record is from RefSeq and is a predicted model, not a curated record.